AUGGCCUCCACCUCUCCCGUACCGUCUAAAGCGGCGCUCAAUGCCCUUCGCGGCGUCCUCUUGACGACUUCAUGUUCCGUCGUCUUCCUCGCCGAAGAGCGUCGCCGCCGACUCAAAAUUGCUCGCGCUGCCAUUGAUAAUGCGCGCAAGCUGCAUACCGUCAAAAGCAGCCGGGGCGCUGUUGCGCUGAGCGAAAGCUGGGAGGAUAGGCUGGCGGAUCUCGGGGAUGAGGUUUUAUCGCUGCCGUCUGCUUCCCGCCCCAAGAAUUCCUAUCGAAGACGACGCCGGAGCAACUCUUCUAAUACUCUGCUGAACGGCGGAGGUGUCGAUACCAACAGAUUUUCAUCCGAUCAUCGUGAAAAUGCCAGCGGGAUCACGGUUCCCGAUACGGCCAGGCUUAUUCUCCCAUUGGCUGAUAUCCGGCAGUUGGAUGUGUCGUUCAAAUCUUUAGCAGCUUCCGCAAUACCAGCUCUUCCGCUAAGUUCUAGGGAGGAGGACUUGCGCAAAAUUGAGAAGGAUGCGGAUACGAGGGUGAAGGUGUCUCUGCAUAGAACUGCACUACGCUCUCCAGACUCGAGGAUUGGCUCGGCAUCUUUUCACGAGCUUCUACGGCCUGAUUCCUCUGUUCCGGCCCGCUUAUCUUUGUCAAACAUGCCGACCCAGGAAAACAGCACUCAAUCGCGUCAUAUUGGCAAAAUUGCAGAGCUCGAGCAAGCUCUACAGGAUUUAGAGAUGGGCCAGUCAGCACAUACUUCGACGUCUGAAAUGGUAGAUUCUGCCCUUAUCCAGCUACAAAGUUUAUCAGCAUCACGGCCUACAACCCCUGCCCUAAGCAGUCUGGUCAAAUCAGACGGAUUGCGGCUGCUGAAAAUUACGAUUGAAUCCGAACCUACUAAAACAGACACCGUUCUUGCAGUCCUCCUCCAAAAGUUCAAAGACCCUAUUCAGGUCUUGUCACCUCUGACAAAGUGGCUAUGGGAGAAGAAGGACAAGAAAGGCAUAGAGCGACUUCUUCAAUUCCUCUCCGACCGCAAACAAGCACGGUUCUGGAUGCAUGGCAUGACGCUCUAUCGGGUACUUUCUGGUCUCGAUGAGGUCAUGGGGAGCUUCAAAGAUAUCAAACAUCUGUAUCGACUUCUACAAAGUGCCGGACUAUACCAGGGAAUUGUUGUGCCUUCCAAUAUCGAAUACAAAAUACGUCGCCUUAUGGUAUCCAAGGCUCUGAAAGCAGGAGACGAUGCCUUUGCUCAGGAGGAGAUGAAGAGCCUUUACGAAAUGGAUCCAGAUGCAGUCAAAUCCGAUAUAAAGCUUCAGAGCAGGCUAAUUGUGCGGGAAGCUGCUCUUGGCCACUGGGAAUCAGUCCGUAACGGCAUAGAAGCGCUUGAGAGUGCUGACGAUACCAAGUCAAACGACUUACGAUACAUGAUUAGCAAACUUACAGAUGUAUUUGUGCAGACUUGCUCCUCAGAAGGGCUUGAGGCUCUACUUAGGAGAUUUGUGCGCAGCUACAGAAUACCGCUCAGGUCUAGAUGGGUCAACCUCGUUUUGGACCGGCAUGCAGGCCGACAUGAUCUCGAGUCGAUGUUUUCAUGGCUGCAGUUCUGCCAUGAUGCCGGAUUUAAGAUGGAUGACACUUUUAUGCAGCGAUUCUAUUCCGGAUGCCGCAAAUACUGGAGCUUCUCAGACAAAACUAUAACAGAUCUCCAUCAAAAUCUCCAGGAGUUGUCACCGGCUAUCUCGAAAUUGUCACCCAGUAAAACUGAUAGAAAGGAGUCGACUGACGUACCGCCUCCUUUACUUGAGUCUCGUCGCUGGCUGUCUGAGGCUGAUGCUUUUGAAUGCAUGGAAUGGCUCUCUGCUCGGAAUGAAUGGGAGAGCGUCUGUGAGGCAUAUAGCCGACUACGAUCGAGCGAAUUGAAACCUUCAGUCCGCUGUCUUCGUCUAGCAGUCCUAGGGUACAUCAGGAGGCAAGAUUCAAGUAUUGAUGAAGCAGCAUCGCUUAUUGACGAAGCUCGCGUGAAAGGCCUCGAUGUGACGGAAGCCCUGACCCCUCUUUUACUAGCAAAGCUUGAGAAAGGGGAUGACGCCGGCGAUUUGAUCAAGCAGGCUCUGCGUCGAGGUGCUCGCGUCCACGACAGUGUGUACAACAAGGCUGCACAAAUACUCUCGGCUAAUGGUGAUUUGCGAGGAGCUGCCGCCAUGUGUGAGGUAGCUGCCAGAGAAAAUGGUAAUGGAGAGCUAUUGUACAGCGAGUACAACUUUUCCAACCUGGUUUUUGCAUAUACCGGCUCCGCCAGCUACAGUGCCUUGAAGUCUAUCCUGUCCAACUUUACAUCGGAAGUCCAGUGGUGGCGCGGCAGCCGGGCCUGCAAAGAGAGCAUCAAGCUGGCCAUGAAGACGACGGCGAUGCGGGCUGUGGUACAUCCCAAAGAGAAGAAUGAUCACAAGGACGCUCUCUUCAAGCUCGAUGAAGCCCUCAUUCAUGUCAAGAAGUGCCGCUCAACCAGAGAUGAUCGAAGGGCGGUGACGGAAGCAUUCAUACGGGUGAUUAGACCUUUGGCAGCCGAACCUGAGCAGGAUCCCGCAGAUGCGCGGAAGCCCAACCUAGCUACGGCGGAGAUAUCACUGCCAGAAAUGUCGGAAACAAAGACUUUCCAGAGAUCGGUUCUGGUGGCUCGUCAAGGACUGGCAGUUGCCGGGGAAGCAUGA
Molecule: messenger RNA, 2709 nt
Organism: Trichoderma breve
Lineage: Eukaryota; Fungi; Ascomycota; Sordariomycetes; Hypocreales; Hypocreaceae
Exons: 2
Coding region: 1-2709 (902 amino acids)
Molecular function (GO): protein binding
Source: RefSeq, a predicted model, not a curated record